UGGAAAAAUUAUCUGAGCUUGGGAGACCGCUCAGUAAGAGUACAGUUGAACGGAUUAUAAAGAAACAUCAGUUGGUGUUGAGUGGAAGCCCACCGGAGACGCGUAAAUUGCCUGCGCAGAACAAGCCUACAGUAUGCAUUCCGAAGAUCAUCCGCAAAGUGGAAAAAUUAAUAGAUUCUCCGAAUCCCCCGUCUAUUCGAGAGAUCGCCCGACGUUUACGAAUCUCUCAUGUAUCCGUGAAAAAAAUUUUGGUCAAGAAUCUGGAAGCGAAGUUGACGAAAAAGAAGAAGGUCCACGCGCUAUCGGCGACCCAAGCUGUACAACGGGCCCAUCGCGCCAAGACGUUUUUGAGACAGACUUCUACUACAAGCGCAAAAAUGUUGUCGUUCCUGAAAGUUGGCAAAAGCUGCCACGCAAAAACUGGCCCAAAAAAGUGAUGCUCGCGAUGGGGAUCUCUUGGCGCGGUCAAACCGCAAUGUACGUCGUUCCCCCUGAGACCAAAGUUGAUCACAAGGUAUUUAUCGACCUCGUCCUGAAGCCAAUGAUCCGAAAAGACGUACCGCGGCUAUACGGAUCGGACGCCAAGAAAGUGGUCCUGCACAUGGACAGUGCCCCUUCCCAUGUGGCCAAAGAAACUGUCCAGUGGCUGAAAGCAGAGAAAGUGAAGUACAUUCCGAAAGAAGAAUGGCUGGCGAAUUCCCAGAUGCUGCGCCGAUGGACUACGCGGUCAACUCGAUUUUAA
Molecule: messenger RNA, 742 nt
Organism: Paramacrobiotus metropolitanus
Lineage: Eukaryota; Metazoa; Tardigrada; Eutardigrada; Parachela; Macrobiotidae
Exons: 2
Coding region: 134-742 (202 amino acids)
Molecular function (GO): nucleic acid binding
Source: RefSeq, a predicted model, not a curated record